Messenger RNA from Egretta garzetta (little egret), 8336 nucleotides. RefSeq names its product geranylgeranyl diphosphate synthase 1 (gene GGPS1). Lineage: Eukaryota; Metazoa; Chordata; Aves; Pelecaniformes; Ardeidae. Bases 2864 to 3604 code for a protein of 246 amino acids. The record is from RefSeq and is a predicted model, not a curated record. The transcript has 4 exons. Gene Ontology annotation, biological process: isoprenoid biosynthetic process. Gene Ontology annotation, molecular function: prenyltransferase activity.
AUGUAAACCUAAAAGAUGGUGGUGAUAGGAAGCAGUGGAAAUAUUUGAGAACUGAGACAAAAAUUAAGGCCCUUUGAGCCAGCGAGGAAGGUUAUCACCCUUGCUACAGAGCCCAAACCACGAAGCUAUUGCUUACCUGGUAGUGAUUUAAUUAGAAAAGGAAAAAUCCAAUUUCCAAAGGAAAAAGUCCAAUUUCUCCAGUGUACAUCGCUGCAAGUGAAUCUACCCAUUUUUAUUAUUCUGUUCUGUAUGUGCUGGUCACACAGCAAUAGAGAAGCCUUAGGGAGAAAUUCAAAUGUUGAAAUUUCUUCAGUGCUAUGGGCAAGAUGGCAUCAUCAACAUAAGGACUAAUAUUGCAGAAUCGUUAGGUUAUAUCUGUCAGUAGAUCGUGAGACAAGUAAUAUGGAACCCACUGUCUAGGUUGCACUGCUUUGAAGUUUAUUUAAAACUUUUUCCAAAGGCCUUGUUGAUGUGAGCUACAUAUGUAGAGCUGUUUGUCUAAACCUGUCUUGCAGUUAUUCAAAGAUCUUGUACAUAGCUGAGCUUCUCAAAGUUCAGAGCAGCAUUGUCUCAGGGUGGGUAGGGGGUGACUUUAUUUCACAUUGAUCCUUAGUAGACACUGAAUAAAUAUUUGUACAUGACUCCUAGCAAUUUAUUAAAGAAAGCUGGUAUCAGUAAUUUAUAGGCACAUAGGUUAACUUCUGUUAAAAUUAACUCCAUGUAAAAUGUAUCUGGAUUGAAUAGCAAUGCUUAUUGUAACACUAAACUUGGACUUUUGAUCUUGUCUUUCAUUCCUAUGAAACAGGGCGACUACUUGGCUCCAGCAAACCAGAUUUAGCCAAAGCAGAACAAAUCCUAUUAUUCAUAGGUAGACUUCUCAGGUAAGCAAGUGAGAACCAAACUGUCACAGGCCUUUAAUCACUGGCUGAAUGUUCCAGAAGAAAAAAUACAGGUCAUUUGAGGACAAAACCAAGACCCUGUCAUCUUUUAAUCUGCAUCCUGCUACAAUUAUUACUGCUUUUGUGCAUACUUCUACUAAUUUUAACAACUUAAAGUUGUUGAGGUCUGCAGGACCACCUCUAGUCAUCUUUUUGGUGUGUCUCAGAAUCUUAAGAUGUCCCAGUUGUCUAGCAGCCUGAUUCCCUUCCAGCUAUUUGUAUUUGUUUUAUUAAAAAUCUGAAUUCUGGCAUUCCUUAUAGGGCAUUUUUUUACCUUAGAUAAUUUUUCUUCAUGUAGUUUAUUUAGAUUAAUAUAGUUGAGGAUACUGUUCUUUAGUAGUUCAUUUUACUCUUUAUUGGCUGCCACCAUUUCACUUUUUUCCCCAGCCAAGUGGUCUCAUUUUUUUCCCCACUUACUGCAUCUCUAGUACUUAUCUGAUGCUGCACUGAGACACUUCAGCUUGUGGAAUUAGAGAACACUGGGUUUGUCAGAUGAACUUUCUUCUAAUAAGGCAUUGAAAUGGCCUAUACAGAGCCAAACAAAUUUUAAAGCUAUUGCAGGUAAGGAGGUAGAAAUCUAUGUGUUGGAGUGAUAAUGCAGCAGCCACUGAUCAGAUAGGCUUAGGUUGUAAGAAAGCGUAACACUCUGUACUGGUUCUUCAGCUUUCAUUAUGAAAAGCAGUCUUUUCAUUUCCUUGGGCUACUUCCUGAUGUCUUCUAAAAUAAGCUGUCUAAACUUUCUCACUCCUUACUUUCAACUUUGAAGCAUUUUUGUCACUGUCUUUUAUUAAGUUCACAAGAUAACUUAAUUCAAACGCAGUCAUGCAGCUCUAUUUCAAUUAAACCUUAACAUCUAGAAGCUGCAAAAGUUCAUGAAACUGACAGUGAUAUGAAGUAGGUUAGGAAGAGAAAUGCUAGAAUAGACUUAUCCAAGGAAUUCACAGAAUACAGGGAAACUUUCCUGAUAGUACUGAGAAUGACAUAAUGGACUAAACGAAUAUUCAGACAAAUAGGUGUACAAAGUUGCUUUCAGUAAGUACUCUGGUCGAUGGGCAACAAUGUAUGUUUACAGGUCAAAGUAGGGCUGUCUUCUAACUUGUAGAUGAGUCAUUAGUGCUUCUUAAGUAGAUUGUUCUUGUAGUCGUGUCUUGGACAAACAAUUAGAUUGCUUGGGUUUGGGUUUUAAUCUUUGGGACAGUGGUCACUGAACACUAUGUGACUUGUUACUCAAGAGAAUGCAUGCAGUGAAGUCCCUCUUUUUCCUUCAGCACCCAGCAAAUAGGACCGUACUAGGUACUUACCACUAUUUAAUGGUGGCCUUAGUAUUUUUUAGAAGCAGUUCUUUUGAUGAAUAUUGGCUGAGAGCAGUUGUAACUAGUGUAAUUGGUUCAUUCGCUUUAAAAUAAUCGGAUAUGUUUUGCAGCGAGUUAUACAGUAUGCAGUUUUACAUGCUUAAAUUUAUUUUCAUUUAAACAGGUGCUGAGUAUACCUGUUCCUUGCAUAGCAGCUGUGCAAUAAAAGCAGUAUAUCAUGUUAAAACUCUUCUUGUUGAAUUGUCCUGCUUUGGAAUUGUUAAGGUUCACUUUUAGUCAACUCUAGUCAGCUACAAGGUUGAUGUUCUGAACAGUUUACUGCAUACCUCAGGUGGUGUAUGAUAUUAGUCUACCUAGUAACAAGUAUUAAGUGUGUAGGAAGCUUCCCAAAAGAAGUUGUAGCUCUUGCCUUUCUGCCAAGGUGAUUCAGAGACAAUAGUCUGUCCUUUAAGAGCUCAGUACUGAAGAUAAAACAUGAAGUGUGGGGAAAGAAAGAUGAACUCACUCCACUUAUCAGAACAAGGUUUAUGAGACAAAUGUGUUAAUGGAUGGUACCUGACACUCUCAAGAACUGACUUUGGGAGAUCUCAGGUUAUCAUCGAAGUGACAGAGAUGUUGCACAAUGCAAGUCUGCUUGUGGAUGAUAUUGAAGAUAACUCAAAGCUACGACGGGGCUUUCCAGUGGCACACAGUAUCUAUGGAAUUCCAUCUGUAAUCAACUGUGCUAAUUAUGUGUAUUUCCUUGGCUUAGAGAAGGUUUUAACCCUUGAUCAUCCAGAUGCUGUUAAAGUUUUUACCCGUCAACUUCUGGAACUUCAUAAAGGCCAAGGCUUGGAUAUUUACUGGAGGGAUACUUACACCUGUCCUACAGAAGCUGAAUAUAAAGCUAUGGUACUGCAAAAGACGGGUGGUCUGUUUGGAUUAGCUGUAGGCCUUAUGCAGCUGUUCUCAAGUUAUAAAAAAGACUUAAAGCCACUUCUUAACACACUUGGCCUCUUCUUCCAAAUAAGAGAUGACUAUGCCAACUUGCACUCCAAAGAAUAUAGUGAAAACAAGAGUUUUUGUGAAGACUUAACUGAGGGCAAGUUCUCAUUUCCAACCAUUCAUGCAAUUUGGUCAAGACCUGAAAGUACUCAGGUGCAAAACAUUUUACGUCAAAGGACAGAGAACAUAGAUAUAAAAAAAUACUGUGUACAUUACCUUGAAAAUGUGGGUUCCUUUGAGUACACCCGGAAUACAUUGAAAGAGCUUGAAUCUGAAGCCUAUAAACAAAUUGAAUCACUUGGGGGAAACCCUGAGCUUGUAGCACUAGUUGAACAGCUGAGCAAAAUGUUCAAAGAAACUGAAAAUUAAAAAUUCAACUCCUGAGGGUGGAUUCAAACUUUUUUAAAAUGGGAAAAUAACCAGACUGAGAGGUGUGAUAAUCAGUCUUGCUUAAAACUCUUAUAGCCAUGUUACAGAAAGUAGUUAAACAAUUUGUCAUUGAGUAUUGAAAUAUAUACACUAUUAUCUAUACAAUCUUAACUGUAACUGCUUACAGAUGGCUUUGUUGAAGCAGAUGUACCAGAACUGAAACAAGUUUUGAAUCUAAAUGUGACAAUCUUUACACAAUCAUCAGCAUUAUUUCAGGCCUAAAACUCUCAUAUCUUUGACCAGGCUACUUUAGGUUUCUGGCUGAAAUUCUGUGUUAAAACAAAUCAGAUUGUGCAUUUUCAAACAAUGCUCUAGUAAACCAAAAUGUACACUCUUAAAUAACAAAAGAAGAUACUUGAAACCACAAUGCACAUAAAACUGUUGUGUGACAUGUCUAAGUUAGACCUAUGAAGAGCAGAUGGAUCAGCUUACAAAGUUUUAAAGUGAAUAUCCUAUACAGCUUCUGGGGGUAUUUUCAGGGGGAUGCAAAUUAUGAAUGAUAGUAUUUUAUAUCCAAAUGAGACUAAUGUUUAGUCUGAAAUUGUAGCUUUUUAAAGAUUUCUGAGUACCUUAGAGAAAAGUUCCAUUACAUUGGCAAAGCAUAAAUUUGCUGCUGAUUCCAGCUCUGCAGUGAAUAAUUUUGAUUACCUUGGUUUAGGUUUUUAAACUGUCAAAUAUUUUAUAGCCAGGGACUUAAAUCUCCACAUUAGAGCUCAUACAUGUAACUGUAAAAAGCAACAUGGUAAGCUGCUACUAGAAAUGGAAUAGGAUUCAUACCAGGUAACUUUAAGACGCCAUAAUUGGUGUGGGUCUCUUUAAUCUCUGCUGAUAAUUGAGAGGGGCUUCUGCAGGAGUUGAUUUAUAAUUCAUACUGCAUUCCUGUUCUGAAUUGCUAUCUGGAGGCAUGUUACAGGUGUCUCCAAAGAGAUGACAAGUUCUGUAAUAUUUUGCUAAAAUGAAGUACAACAUCUUGUUCUACAAGCUAUAAUACCACUUCAGUUUUGUUAAUUGCUUAAAUAGUACUUUAAAAUUAUGUACACAGACAUACUGAAAUAGAACUGGAACUGAGAGCUGGAUUGAGGAGGAAGGGCUGAUAAGUGACGAAACCCUCUGCUCAUCUAUAUAUAAAUACAUAUGAGUGUGAACAAAACAUAAGCAGGGAUGUUUGUUUCUUGGUUGGGCUGGAUUUAAUCAGGUUCAGUUUCCUUAGUCUUUGCAGCCACAUAAAGCUUUGCUUUGGUGUAUGGAGGUAAUGGCUUGGAUCAAAGAUAGGACUGGUGCUAUCAGCAGUGAUGUUAGCUCAAGCAUACUCUCAAAAGAAACGGCUAGAGGUACUUGGCUCUUGACAGCUGAAGGAUAUUUUUAUGCAGGUAUUCACUUACUGUACCUGGAAAGCAGGGAGAGUCAUGGUCUCAACCCACUGAGAAAAUUAACUGAAGAAGGCUGCUGCAAUGUCUUCCCUGGGCAGCCUUAAGAUUCUUCUGAAAGUGAGCAAGCAUGAAAAAAUUCAGGAUGACUGCUUUCAGUCAGAGACAUUAUGUAGUUAUGGAUGAUAGCCUAUCCCUUUUAUCUGCAUGCUGAGGAGGAAUCUUUGCUCUGUGAUUAGGCACAGAAUAAUAGCCUUUUUACUGAAUGGAUCUGGCUGCCAGGACUGAAUACCUUAGAGUUGGUGAAAGGUGUAUUUUCUCUAGUGUUAAUGACAGUGAAUUGUAAUUCCUUUUUUAUACCUUGCAGUUCUUAGUAGUAAGCCUAUAAAUUCUUAAUGUUUUAUGAGAAAAUACUGUCUGCAGCAAAGUACAAUGUUUAUUUUGUGCCAUGUCUUGAGAGUUUCUAAGCACUGUUGCAGCUGAUGUUGAAUGGGGAGGAGCACUGGAAAAAACUGUUGUUGUCAGGAGAAUCUCCUAGUCUUACUGAAAAGAUAUCCUUGUGCCUGUUAGGACAUUGUAACUAACAUGUACAAUGCAAAGUGCACUUAGUGCCGUUUCAUGUCUGCUCAGUUGCUGGAUGUAAACAGUUUUAUGUAGUUGAACUUCCCAAAUGUGGUAGCUUUUCUUACUUUUGUAUAAAACUUCACUACCAUCUGAGGCUUCUGCUAUGUUGUCACUUCUUUGGUUCAUUCUGUCAACUCACCCCAGUAUUUAUUCUAAUACUGUAUCAUGUAGAAAGUGCGUCCAUUAACUUAGGAGAAAGUACCUUCUGGCUGCAGGCCCUUUAAACUGCAAAUGGGUAAGAAAGGAAAAGUAUCCUGGGACAACAAAGCUGGACCAACAAGAAACCAUACAGCUCUGUCUUACUCUUCUGCCUUUGAUACCAGUAUUCAAAGUGUACCCUGAAGGUAUAUCUUAAAAGGCCCACAAGCAGAGUAUCAUUGCUCUUUACUUUUAUUAAAAUGAACUGAGGUCUCUGAUGGUUUUUCUUGAUGUAUUCAGGAGUUGGAAGAGGCUGGGAUCUUUCCCCUUCAUUUGUUAAGUAGGUAGAGCAUCUUUAAGUAUUUAAGUGAUGAUGCUCUGUAGUCAAGGUAGAUUUUAUAUUUGGUGCCAUAAGAUGAGACUGUGCAUCCUCAUUGAUAUUCUCCAAUACUGGCUCUGGCACAAGCUCCUGGUGUUAAGCUGUGCUAGGAAAAUCACUUCUUAAAGCAGCAUGAGAGUUCUUGUGGCUGCAGAAUUAGUUUAGUUGUGUAAGCGCUGCUCCCUAUUGCUAUGCCUCCCACAACACAGGGAGUAGGGUUUUUUCCUGAUCUUCACAAGAGAUGCAUUGCUGUGGAAUGGAAAUCUGAGUUGCAAGUGGAAAUGCCCAUGGGGAGAUAAAGGGGAUGCUGGUUUCAAUGUCAGUCCCUUUGAGCCAGAACUGUUCGCCUUAUUAUCUUCCUACCAUUGCCAACAAGUUCUACUUUGAUCAGGCAUUUCUUGGGAGUCUAGCUCUUGCAGUGCAUAUAAGGAGAAAGGCAAAUAUUCAUCAGUCUCCAGCAUUUCCCCCUACUUCGGUCUGUUUCAAGAUUAUGUGCUUGCUUAGAGGUAAAUGAAUGCUGUCACCUGUCUUUGAGUGACCAGACAUUGGAUGGAACAUCUAUCUCUGCUUCUUCAAAGGCUGAUGUUAUCCCUGUCAAUUAUAGUGAAAAUUACAUAAUUUCAGGAUAUUUCUGAAGAGAUGACUUGUCUUCUACAUCUCCCUUUGAGCUCAGGCUGUUCAGGUGCCCAGUGGGAGCAGCUUCGUGUGUGUCAGACAGUUGUUGAUAUAAAAAGCAUAAAAAUGUUUGUGGCAGUGGGAAAGUAGCUGUUGAUACUUCUUUAUGCCUUCAACUUUAUCUAAAUGCCUCCAUGUGCCAUGGAAAUUUCCUAUAUUAAUGGCUUAUUUCCCCAGGUAUUGUUAAAAUGCUAAUAUGGUAUAAAACCAUGGGAUUUGGGGGUGGGGGUGUGUCACCACCUUAAAUAAAACUGGCUUGAGUGUUGUCUUUAGCACUGAGUUGGGCCAGGCUUUUAUUCAUGUGCAAGAGCUAUACAGGUGUCUACUAUUCCUCUUUGUUCUGUCUUAAUCUUAUCAUUUUAUGUUUCAGGUUUGAUAUUUACUCUGUUCUUUGUAUUAUUUGCUCAGUACUUUCAUUGUAAUUCUCUUUUUUUUAGCUAUAUUUCUAUUCCGCUACUAAUACCAUAGCACACACAAUACUAUUAAACUCAUUUUUGAUCGUGGACAAACAAAAUAGUCUGGGUCUGCUUUUGAAACAUUAAAUCUUGGCUCAUCGUAUGCCUCCACAACAGUAAUCCAAGAUUUUCUGCAGUCUUGAAAUGCCAGAAACUUUUUUUCUAAGAAGUUAAAGCCUGUAGCAUAUUUUAUAUUGCCAUAAAUUACUUUUGUCCUAUAUAGUUUGAGCUCCUUUCUCUCUGCUACCUGUUUGCUUUCAACACUUAAUUUGCCUUGGUGGUAAUGCUUGUUAGGAUUUUCUGCAAAACAACUCACUAGCCCCAGGGGAGAGGACUUAAUUUUUGUCUGGGUUAAUGAAUUAUCCGACUCGGCAAGAGCCUGAUGUAUGUCAGAGCUGGCAGGUGGACAGAGGCAAGAGCAGGGCCAGGGAAAGGAUUUGAGAGAGUAAGAAAACCCAUUUUAGGCUCCUGAGGCUAGCUCAUGUGAUUUCACCUCAUUUUACAGCAUCUCUUGCGCUUUUUUAGGAAAGACUAAAGAACAUGGUUAGUUUACCUAAGCUUCCCUUCUUGCUUUCCGAAUAAUGUAAGAGAUUUAAAGUUUGAAAUUGUUUAUUCUGAUAGUUAGGUAAAUAACUUGCAUAUAUCAACUUAAGGUUUGAUUAAAGGUACAGAUAAAACAGUACAUUGUUUCGUUAUUGUAUUUUUCUUUUAACACUUUUUCUAUUCUUGGAGUCAGGGAAACAUAAUCUGCUACUUGACUUGUUACCUCACACCAACAUCUCUCUUGAAUAACUUUUAUCAUAACUGAGCACCAGUGUUCACCUUUUCUGCAUUUUUUUUAAUUACCUUAGAGGGCAGCUUUGUGAGGUGUGGCUAGGAGUAAUCCAUGAUUCAUUAAUUCACUUUCAUUCAAGCAUAUUAUCUGCAAAAUCUGUAGUAAAGAUGCAGGUUAAACCGUGUGAAUCCUGAUAAGUGUUCUUCACCUGUGUGUCCUAUGGAACAAAUAAAUGCCUUUUCAAUGAGUUAUGAACUUA